CUCACCCCUGGAUUCCCGGGAUCUCCGGCCAACAUGUCCUAGAGUCCUUCGAUCACUGGGAACAGACCCCUCAAUUUCACCUUACCCAUAGCGCACCCCGCCCUGAUGCGAACAUGGCGGACGGUACUCAUCACAUAAACAGUCACCCAGUCAGAUAUGACAUUGUCAUUGUGGGGGCCGGAUUCUCGGGAAUUUUCUUGCUGUACCAUCUCCGCAAGCUUGGCUACUCGUGUCGCAUCUAUGAUUCAGGAAGCGACCUGGGAGGAACAUGGGCACAACAAACCUACCCCGGUUUGCGGGUGGACUCGGAAAGCUGGGUCUAUCAAUUCUCCAUACCAGAGGUGUGGGAGGAUUGGUCAUGGAGUGAACUGUACCCUUCAGGCCAGGAACUCCGCCGGUACUUUGCCCAUGUCGAGAAAAAACUGCACAUCAAGCAGGACGUGGAGUUCCAAACCAGGGUGGUGAAUGCCCAAUUCUAUCGCGAAACGAGCCGGUGGCGUAUCGAAACACAGGACGGACGAAUCAUCGAGUCGCAAUUCCUCCUGCCUUGUGUCGGAAUUGCAGCAAAGCGCUACACACCCGAUUUCCCCGGAGUGGAACAUUUCCAAGGGGCCAUCUAUCAUUCCGCACACUGGCCGCGAGAGGGCGUCAACGUUCAAGGGAAAAAGGUGGCAGUGCUAGGCACCGGCUCAACGGGGGUUCAAAUCAUCCAGGAGUGGGCCCGAGAAGCGGACACUUUGACGGUGUUUCAGAGAACGCCUAACCUGGCUUUGCCAAUGCGACAGAUUCAGCUUCCCCGAGAUCAAGGGUUCAUGGAGACUUUGUACCCGCACGUCUUCCGGGACCGCGAGAAAACCUUGGCCGGCAUCGGAAUAGAGGCAGUACCCAAACGGACCUUGGAUGCCUCCCCCGAGGAGCGGGAGGCGCUGUACGAAGUCAACUGGAGAAAGGGCGGGUUCAAUUUAAUAAUCGGAAGCUAUAUUGACAGCUUGUUGGAUCCACAGGCGAAUCGAUUGCUUUACGACUUCUGGGCUAACAAGACCCGCCCGAGGAUCCACGACCCCAAGAAACGGGAUCUCCUGGCGCCGUUAAUUCCACCACAUCCAUUCGGGGCCAAACGGGGCUCCCUGGAAGUGGUUUAUUUUGAAGCAUUCAACCAGCCAAACGUUCAUCUGGUUAACCUGCGCGAGGAGCACAUCGUCGAGUUCAAGCCCCAUGGGAUCGUGACUAGCAGUGGCGCCUACCACGAGCUUGACGCAGUCGCAUUUGCGACAGGAUUUGAUGGUGUGACUGGACCUCUGAUUAGCCUAGGACUUCGCAACACCGAGGGAGUAUCCUUAGAGGAUGAAUGGAAGAGCGGUGCAAAAACAUAUCUCGGGAUGACGAUUAACGGGUACCCGAACAUGUUUUACAUGUAUGGCGUCCACGCUCCGGCUGCGUUGUCCAACGGGCCCACGGGAAUUGAGAUGCAGGGUCGAAUGAUCAUCGACGUUAUACAGAGAAUGAGGGCUAACCGACUCUCCUCCAUCGAAGCUACACCAGAAGCUGCAGAUGCGUGGACCAAACGGGUGGACGAGAUCAGCAACGCGACGCUGUUUUCUAAGGCGGACUCCUGGUACAUGGGAGCAAAUAUCCCCGGGAAAGCGCGCCAGAUGCUCAAUUUCUGUGGGGGGUUGCCGGCAUACGAGCAAGCAUGUACUCAAGCUUUGUCGAAUUGGGAGGGGUUCAGGACGAUACAACAAGCCCAUCUCAGCUGAGUUGCAGCAUAUGCAGUCUAGAAUGCACUAUCCUACCGCUUUCUUCAGCAGCUGGUACAGGUAAGGGUACUCUGACUCUGUUCUGAUGCUCUAAGUUGGCCUUUUAGAUGCCAUCAUACCUCCUGGAUCUUCAAGCGACUUUGCUGCUGAACAUGCUUAUACAUUCAUUCGCCCACCAAAGCCUAUUAGACCACAGGAUGGGUAGAAUAAGGCCUUUAUUACUCACCUAUACCUAAAAUAACACAGAUUUAAUUUUCGAGAAAGAUACCAGUACCACCUUCACCAGAGCAUUCCUUUUGACUCUGCCAAUACCCCCAUGCCUGUUCUCUUCCCCUCCAUAUGAAAUCCCCAACCGUUGAAAUUACCCCCACCACAUUACCCUACCUACCUCAUACUUGGAGAAUUC
Molecule: messenger RNA, 2163 nt
Organism: Aspergillus sclerotioniger CBS 115572
Lineage: Eukaryota; Fungi; Ascomycota; Eurotiomycetes; Eurotiales; Aspergillaceae
Product: flavin-containing monooxygenase
Exons: 1
Coding region: 114-1757 (547 amino acids)
Molecular function (GO): N,N-dimethylaniline monooxygenase activity; flavin adenine dinucleotide binding; NADP binding
Source: RefSeq, a predicted model, not a curated record